Molecule: messenger RNA, 2396 nt
Organism: Myotis daubentonii (Daubenton's bat)
Lineage: Eukaryota; Metazoa; Chordata; Mammalia; Chiroptera; Vespertilionidae
Gene: PTBP3
Product: polypyrimidine tract binding protein 3
Biological process (GO): mRNA processing
Cellular component (GO): nucleus
Molecular function (GO): RNA binding
Source: RefSeq, a predicted model, not a curated record
GGGAAGGCGGGGGCGCGGCGGUGGCGGGAGCGUCCCUGGUUUCCGCCCCUGUUUCCCACUCUCCUUCCACCUCCGACCCGCCGGGGCUGUGGACAGGCUCCGCUGGCCCGUCCCCCGGAGCCGCCCCGCUGCUGCCGCUUCCUCCCUCCGCUCGCGGUGAGCCCGGCAGUCUCCGCACUGUGCGCUCCCCCGUCUGGGCCAUGGAUGGAAUAUGCAGAACUUGUUUGAAACAGUAAAAGCCGUGUACAUGUUGCCAGAUAGUCGAUGAUUGCUGUCAUGCUGUGUAAAGACCGUGGAAUCUUACAACAGCUUUUACCUUCAUUGGAUUUCAUUUAUCCUACUUUCGUAAUAUGUUGUUACAGAUCUUAUAGCAGUCGGUUUAAAGCGGGGAUCUGAUGAGCUUCUUUCUUCUGGCAUCAUUAACGGACCUUUUACCAUGAACAAUUCUAGUCCUUCUAUAGGUGUGUAUGCUAAUGGGAAUGACAACAAGAAAUUUAAAGGAGAUAGACCUCCCUGUUCGCCUUCCCGUGUUCUCCAUCUUCGCAAAAUUCCAAGUGAUGUCACCGAAGCAGAGGUCAUAUCAUUAGGUCUACCAUUUGGCAAAGUAACUAAUCUUUUGAUGUUGAAAGGAAAAAGCCAGGCUUUCUUAGAAAUGGCUUCUGAGGAAGCUGCUAUUACUAUGGUGAAUUAUUACACUCCUGUUACUCCUCACCUUCGAAGCCAGCCUAUUUUUAUUCAGUAUUCCAAUCACAGAGAACUUAAGACUGACAAUCUACCUAAUCAAGCUCGAGCCCAAGCUGCACUGCAGGCUGUCAGUGCUGUCCAGUCAGGAAAUCUGGCCCUUCCUGGAGCUCCCACCAAUGAAGGCACAAUGCUACCUGGGCAGAGCCCUGUGCUCCGGAUAAUUAUUGAAAACCUCUUUUACCCUGUUACUCUGGAAGUUCUUCAUCAGAUAUUUUCUAAAUUUGGCACAGUCUUGAAAAUUAUCACCUUUACAAAGAAUAAUCAGUUUCAAGCCUUGCUUCAGUAUGCUGACCCAUUGAAUGCACAGUAUGCCAAAAUGGCACUGGAUGGCCAGAAUAUCUAUAAUGCAUGCUGCACUCUGCGUAUUGACUUCUCCAAGCUUACCAGCCUUAAUGUGAAAUAUAAUAAUGACAAAAGCAGAGACUUCACUCGCUUAGACCUUCCUACUGGUGAUGGCCAUCCAUCCCUUGAAUCCCCUAUGGCUGCUGCUUUUGGUGCACCAGGUAUAAUUUCCUCACCAUAUGCAGGGGCUGCUGGAUUUGCCCCAGCCAUUGGAUUUCCUCAAGCUACAGGUCUGUCAGUCCCAGGUGUUCCUGGAGCUCUUGGUCCUCUCGCACUCACCUCCUCUGCUGUCACUGGAAGGAUGGCCAUUCCUGGGGCUGGUGGUAUACCAGGAAAUUCUGUUCUGCUUGUCACCAAUCUCAAUCCUGAUCUUAUCACACCACAUGGGCUGUUUAUCCUAUUUGGAGUAUAUGGUGAUGUACAUCGAGUGAAGAUUAUGUUUAAUAAGAAAGAAAAUGCUUUGGUUCAGAUGGCAGAUGCAAAUCAAGCUCAGCUAGCAAUGAACCAUCUGAAUGGUCAGAGACUUUAUGGAAAAGUGCUCCGUGCUACACUGUCCAAACAUCAGGCCGUUCAGCUUCCUCGAGAGGGACAAGAAGACCAAGGUCUGACUAAGGAUUUUAGUAAUAGUCCUUUGCAUCGCUUUAAAAAGCCUGGCUCUAAAAACUUCCAGAAUAUUUUUCCACCAUCAGCCACUCUGCAUCUUUCCAACAUCCCACCUUCCGUUACGAUGGAUGAUCUGAAGAACCUUUUCACAGAAGCUGGAUGUUCAGUGAAGGCUUUUAAAUUCUUUCAGAAAGAUCGCAAAAUGGCCCUUAUUCAGUUGGGAUCUGUGGAAGAAGCGAUCCAGGCCCUCAUUGAGCUUCAUAACCAUGACCUUGGAGAAAAUCACCACCUCAGAGUUUCCUUCUCAAAAUCUACAAUCUGACUUUCUGUGAAUUUUUCUUCUAAGACUGGACCAUAAUAGCAGUAAAAUGUUCAGACAUAGACUGAAGCAACUCAAGACCAAUUCUGCCUCUUUUACAAAAAUGAUUUUUUUCUGAGUUUGCUGUUUAAGUAUAUUCAAAAAAUUAGGGAUAUUCAAAAAAUGUUUUCCCCCCUGCCAAUAUGUGCUCAAAGGGGUGUUUUUCUUUUAUAUCUUAGUUUCUAUGAAAAUAAUCUUCAGGAAAAAAUUUUUUUUUCAGUAAUUCACUUCCCCAUAUAAAAUUGGAUUUCAAAAGGACAGACUCUUUUAGUUUGGGACCAGAUCAGCCUUAUACAUUUCUAAACUCCUUUGUACUUUAAAAAAUUAAAUAUAACAACUUUUAAAAUUA